Anneissia japonica is the source of this 4540-nucleotide messenger RNA. Its product is annotated as nidogen-1-like. Lineage: Eukaryota; Metazoa; Echinodermata; Crinoidea; Comatulida; Comatulidae. Gene Ontology annotation, molecular function: calcium ion binding. Bases 283 to 3714 code for a protein of 1143 amino acids. The transcript has 23 exons. The record is from RefSeq and is a predicted model, not a curated record. Gene Ontology annotation, biological process: cell-matrix adhesion.
CAAAACUCAUCAACUGCAUGCUUCGUUUUAACUGUUAUAUCCUCAUUUUAGAUCGUAACAAAGAGAAUUAAUAUAGUCGUCUAAUUGACUUAGGCUUAACCAUAAUUUGAUAAUACUGUAUACAGCGCCCCUUGCAGACAGUGGAACAUCCCAAAAUUGCUCCGCUUCUAAACUUUGGGACUUAAGUAAGUUAAGCACUUGCAUUGUGUUAAGCUCAGGGAAGUGCCUCUGUCUUGCCUCUUUUGUAAGCCGCCAAGUCAAACAUCGUGUGGGUGAACGGACAUGGGUUAUCUUGGACAGCUAUUAUUGCUUGUAGGCCUAGCUGCAAGUACACUUAGCCUUCGAAGGCAAGAUUUUUAUCGCUAUGGAUCAUCAGUGGGACAGAAAGCGCUUCGAUCUGGGGACGCUCAGCAAGCAAACUUAAAUUCCAGGGUGCCUGUUAUCCUAGACAAUGCCCAACUAACAGCUGUUUUCGUACAUACCGAUGGGUUUUUGAAAUUUGAGCAUACGCCCACUGGUGAGCAGCCAAUUGAUUUCAGUACUGAUCUCUCAGAUUUUCGAACAAAGUUGAUCGCUCCAUUCCUCACAGAUUUAGAUACGAGUUCUGACAAUGGGUAUAUCUGGUAUGGUUCUUCAACUGAUACGGAUUACCUUCGCAAAGCCAGAAACGACGUCUACCGAUAUCUCAGUAAAGAUUUUACUCCACAAAGUGUUCUGAUAUUUACCUGGGAAGACGUCCUACAGAAAGGAACGUCAGCGACCGUAACAUUCCAACUUGUCAUAGCAACUGAUGGCUUGUCAACGUACGCCAUGUUCCAAUACGAAAACCCGAUUCAAGUACCAUCGGGAACCACCAGCUUCCCCCAGGCAGGUGUUACGCUGGGUGACGGUAGUUCAUACAUUCUAUUACCUGGCUCAGGCUUAUCUUCUGUGUUCGACUUGGAUAUAGAAUCCAAUGUUGGCCUACCUGGUUUGUUUUUAUACGACCUUAGAGCAUUUGGUACUAGUCAACCAGAUAGCGGUAAUGAGCCAGAUGGUUCUGGAGAAACCGUUCCGACAGAAACAGACCCUUUCAUAUCAACUACAGCUUCGACUGAUACCAGCAAUAGAGCAGAUGUCGUCGAAGAUGAUUGUAGCCAGUGUAAUGGAGAGUGUAAAAAAUACAGUGACGGGUUCUGUUGUGUUUGCAAUGCUGGUUACACGGGAAAUGGUGUGUCAUGUCUACAAGAAGGUUCUGAUAUUCGGGUAAGCGGACUUGUGAGUGGCAACAUCAACGGCAAAACCUUUUCUGAUCUUGAUCUUCACACGUUCGUUGUACUUGGAGAGGGAAGAGCUUACGUAGCCGUGAGUCCCCUCGAUGAGGACCUUGGUUUGACAAUGCAGCUUCUUUCGACAAUCGGAGAGUUCAUGGGGUGGAUGUUCUCUGUAUCUACAGACAAAGCAUUGAAUGGGUUCCAGCUUACAGGCGGCAAGUUAUACCGUGAGGCAUACGUGAGCGUAGAUGGUGGUUACUUUGUUCGUAUUACUCAAGAUUUCUUAGGAUUUGAUGAGCAAGGCCAACUUCAUGUCGACACCAACAUAGAUGGCACUUUGCCAGUGAUAUCUAUAACCGCUGGAUCAAUUACGUACGGUGAACAUGAGGAGGUUUUUGAAAGAAAAGAACCAGGUCGUAUUCGCUCAGUCAGCAGCCGUAAUAUAGAAUUCACUGACUUCACCAUUCGUUAUAGUAUUGACCAGACUAUAAGUUUCCAAGAGUGCACCGCUGAUGAGCGCGAUAGACCUGCCGGCCAAGACUCAAUGAGUCUGACCAUCUUGCAGCAAUACACCUCUUUCGAUAGCAGUAAUGAUGGUGGAAUCCUCAGGUUUGCAACGUCAUCAAGAAUAGCUCUAAGUGAUCAGACUGUAGUUGACCCAUGCGCAGAAAAUGACUGUAGUGGAGAUGCCACUUGCGUCCCCCAGGGAACCAGCUUCUUUUGUGAAUGCAAUGAAGGAUUUGAAGGAGAUGGUCGUAAUUGCAGAGUUGUAGACAUUUGUGCCAACGUCAAUUGUGGCACUGACGCUUACUGUUCGGUUUUCGCAAAUAGACACGAAUGUGUGUGCUUAAGACAAGGUUACAUCUUUGAUGGCUUCAAUUGCCGAGGUCCUUGUGAGUUCUAUAACUGUCCCUCGAAUGCGUACUGUGAAGAAGAUAGUUCCGGAAAUGCACAGUGCAUAUGUCUGGAGAAUUACAGAAAAGAUGGUGAUUUCUGCGUUGUCGUUGAUGCAUGCGAAGGUUUUAUUUGCUUGGACCAUAAUGCACGGUGUCAACUCGACCAAGAAAACUUGGCAACAUGCGUGUGUAACCAUGGCUACACAUUCAUUGGUGACAAGUGUGAAAUACAAGAAGCUACCGAUGGCUGUGCUUCUAUUGUAUGCCAAUCAAACGCACACUGUGAGACGAAAAAUGAAUUCGAUUCAGCAUGCUAUUGUAAUGAUGGUUUUAUCAGUAAUGGCGUAGAGUGUGUAGAAAUUCCGCCUGAGGAUCCAUGUCACGGCAAUCAAUGUGACCAGUAUGCAGGGCAGUGUAUACCGGGUAUUGGUCAGUUGUACAGCUGUGUGUGCUUGGACGGGUUUGAUGGAAACGGUUAUAUAUGUACAGAUAUUGACGAGUGUUCACUGAGAAGAGAUGAUUGCCACCCUCGCGCCAAGUGUGAAAACUACCAAGGCAGUUACAAUUGUAUCUGCCUCCCUGGUUUUGAAGGAGAUGGCAGAUCAUGUACUGCUACCCAGACUGGUGGUGGUGGUGAUGGCGUUCUAAUAUUUGCACAAGGAAACUCGAUUAUGAGUUUGCCUCUGAAUGGUGACGCUGGGCGUAAGGUGUUUAUGAACUCUCGGCAGACUAUGAUAGGAGUAGGCUACGACUGUAAAGACGAUCUCAUCUACUGGACAGACAUCAGUACAAAGACCAUCAGCAGUGUUCGCAGUGACGGCACUGGUUCAAAGGUCAUCAUUAGAAAAGGAUUAUUGAGCCCAGAAGGUGUUGCUGUUGACUGGAUUAGUCGUAACAUGUACUGGACUGAUUCUGGGUAUCACCGCAUUGAAGUUUCCAGUCUCGAUGGCUCAUACCGUCGAGUAUUAGUAAACACCAAUCUGAAAUACCCACGUGCUGUUGUAGUGGAUCCAGUUGGCGGAAAUCUAUACUGGACAGAUUGGACACGAAGCAACCCAAAGAUCGAGACCUCUGCGCUUGAUGGAAGUGAUCGAAAAGUGCUGGUCAAUAAAAACAUCAAACUUCCAAAUGGUCUCACUAUUGAUUACAAUAGUCAACAGAUAUGCUGGGCUGAUGCAGUUUUCUUUUCAGGGACAAGUAAAGUGGAAUGUAUGAACUUAGAUGGUGACGCAAAUUCUCGAUUUACUGUCACUUCUGAGGCAACUUACCCGUUCAGUUUAACUGUGCAUUCCAACAUAUUCUAUUGGACCGACUGGCAAUCUCGAAGAAUUGAAAAUAUUGAUAAGAAUGGAAACUCCCUCGGAACACCGCUGCAGUCUCCACCUGGUGGCUCAGGUCGCUUAUACGGAAUUGUUGCAGCAUCGUCUUGCCCUGCAGGUACUAAUGCUUGUGCUUACAACAACGGUGACUGUAGCGCCCUCUGUCUUCCCACACCGGAUGGCAAGACAUGUGCUUGUGGACAUACCACUGACGGCAAUGAAAUCCCAUGCGAGGAUGCACCAUAAAACACCGUAACAGAGUCAACUGGGAUUGAAAUCAUCCAGGGUUCCAGAGACUCGUUUUUCAACACGUCUUGAUUUGAUUCUUGUGCGAUUAUAUUUCUAAAAAAAUUAUUGUACAUGUUCAUGAAUUUUUCGAUAGUAUAAGCCUGUAAUAGUAUAUUUGUACACCUUUCAAGCAUUGUAUUUUCAGUAUAGAAUUUAAAGAGCUGUAUAAAUUUAGUAUUCUGCAUGGCGAGGUAUUCUUUUAGAAACCUGAUUAAACAUUGAAAAUUAUUAAAUAAAUGAAUAGAAAACUGAAAAGUUGUAAUAUGUAAUAUCACCAAAUGUACAAUAUUAAUAGAAAGAAUGCAUGCGACAAUCUCUUCGAAGUAGGCAAGCUCUUUUUCAUGUUGAUAUUGUUGUAGCUAAAUAGUCUAAAUAGUCAUAGCAUGUAAUUAUUAAGCAUUAUUUUGAGUGAAAAACUUAUAUAAUUAGAGAUUAUUUUCAAAGGGUAAUUUUCUAAAGCCUAUUUUUUGAUAUAGCAAAUAUGGCAUUCGUAUUUUAUAUAAUGUUAGAGUAUUUUUCAUAAAGGUUUAUUAUAACAGGAUUUUGCUGUGUAUCUUUAGUAUAGGCCACCAAUGAUUAGGCUGAAUAAUGGUAGGCCUAUUAUAUGUUGAACGAAGUGUUACAGGCUGCGUUUAGUAGAUACUUUGUAGCUAAAAAUCAAUAAAAUAAGCAAGGCAAUUUUAUGUUUUAAUUUUUAAAAUUUAGUGAAUCGUAAUUCAUUUUAAACGAAUAUUUCACUGUUUCUUGAUUGACAAUAAACUCACCUUGCUCACAAUCUUUAAAA